AUGGCGAAGGAAAUGCUAUCUCCUGGAGCAUCCUUUCACAAGCAGUUCAUGGCAAAUUUUGAGGAGAUGGACAUCCCUACACUAGUUUCCGCCCUCGUGGGAUUUCUGGUGAUCAUGAUCUCCUCUGUAUUUUACUUCUCUCGAAAACAAAAGGAGGAGCUGGAGAAACAACGAUUAGAGGAAGAAAGAGAAGAAGAAGAAGCAGGUGGUGGACAAAAACUGGAAUUGGCGAAGAAGGUCACUAAAAACAAGAAAAACGAACAAUGGAAGGCAAAGGCGAAGGAUGUUUCAUAUGAGCACAAAUGGUCCGUCACAACUCUCAAAGGCCACACAACUGACAUCACAGGCAUGGAUUUCGCACAAGACGGGAAGAAACUUGUCAGUGUCUCCACCGAUAGGGCCGCGUUUCUGUGGGAUGUGCGAGAUUUUGAGGAAAAGGAACACAAGAGUGUUCGACAGAUUCUGGACUUUGAUACUGCUACGAAAGUGUCCUUCUCCCCUGACUGCAAGAGUAUGAUCUUUGCCAUGAAGCGCUCUAACAGGUUGGCAGUUUUCAAACUGAUGAAAAAAGAAGCUGGUGGUGCAUACAAAUUCGUUCAUGUUGAAAAUGUAUCGUUUCCCACUGUUCAUGCUUUAGAUAUUUCGCAUUGCGGAAUUUCUUCAACAGGGAAGUUCUUAAUGUCGGCUUCUCCUGAUAUGAAAGUUGUACUGUACGAUAUCCAUGGAAACAUCCUGAAAGUUUUAGAACCGAAGCUGAGUUCUCUCUUUGAUGCUGCGCUGUCUCCUGAUGGUCGAUUUGUUGCUACAUGUGGUUUUACACCGGACGUGUUCGUAUAUGAGGUGCUUUUCAAUCGUGAAGGUGUAUUCCAAGAUGCAAAGAAGGCAUUCAAUUUAAAGGGGCAUGAUUCUGGUGUGUUCUGUGUGGCGUUCAACUCUGAUUCAUCUCGUGCUAUCACUGUGUCUCGUGAUGGCUGCUGGAGGGUAUUCGAUACAGAUAUUCGCUAUCAAGCAGGCCAGGAGGCUCAAGUCCUCAAUAAAGGUGUAUGGACCCUGCUGAAAGGAGCUAGUUCUGAUCGUGUUCGUCUAGCAGUAAGUCCUUCCGGUGGAAGUUUUGCUGUCGCUUGCGGAUCCACCCUUAAAGUGUUUAGCAGUGAGGAUGGAAAUGAACACUUUCCGGAAUUGCCUGAAGUUCAUGCCGACCAACGUAUUCAUGUCAUUAGAUAUUCACCUUGCGGCCGUCUUAUCGCCACCUGCGGAGAUAGGUACAUUCGAAUAUUCCGAAAUAUUCCUGAAUAUCAUAGUCAGGUGGUUCGACUGGGAAAGAGCCUGAAAGAUGUAGCUGGAGAUGCCCCAAGGAGGCGGAUACAAGAGCAAAUAGAAGAGGCGACGAAAGUUUUGGAGUUAUACUCAGUCUGA
Messenger RNA from Necator americanus (New World hookworm), 1416 nucleotides. RefSeq lists its product as uncharacterized. The record is from RefSeq and is a predicted model, not a curated record. Gene Ontology annotation, cellular component: endoplasmic reticulum. The transcript is spliced from 13 exons. Gene Ontology annotation, biological process: endoplasmic reticulum unfolded protein response. Gene Ontology annotation, molecular function: protein binding. NCBI's taxonomy places the organism in Eukaryota, Metazoa, Nematoda, Chromadorea, Rhabditida, Ancylostomatidae. Bases 1 to 1416 code for a protein of 471 amino acids.